Astyanax mexicanus (Mexican tetra) is the source of this 4583-nucleotide messenger RNA. RefSeq names its product shiftless antiviral inhibitor of ribosomal frameshifting (gene shfl). NCBI's taxonomy places the organism in Eukaryota, Metazoa, Chordata, Actinopteri, Characiformes, Acestrorhamphidae. The record is from RefSeq and is a predicted model, not a curated record. The transcript is spliced from 10 exons. Gene Ontology annotation, molecular function: ribosome binding; sequence-specific mRNA binding. Gene Ontology annotation, biological process: viral translational frameshifting; innate immune response. Bases 160 to 1167 code for a protein of 335 amino acids.
CUGGCUCCACCUAGCGGCGGUUUCCGGAAAGCGCUCCCGAUAUGAAACUGAAAGUAGAGCGGAGUCUGAGUACAAACAAAUCCUCACCGCAGUGUUUCGGCGUCUGGGCGCGUUCGUGGGCGAGUUGCUGGUGUGGAGGGACUUUAACGCGCUGGGGAAAUGAGCCGCUUCAGCGAGGAGGUGGAGCUGGAAAUGAGCGUCCGUCGGCUGAGGGAGAAUUUCCACGGGAAGAUUCCAGUGGACAAGGCGACUGUACUCAUGCGGCGCUACAGGAACAACCACCGGAUGGUUGCAAUGGAGAUCAUCCUUAUGAAAGACAGAGACCUGGAUGAAGAGGACAAGUGGUCUCUGGAGAAUGACACGGUUGUCAGGAAUGUGGUUCAGAAACUGCAAACUGAGGAAAGAGAACAAAGUGAAAGAGACGCGAGGUCAUCAGGAGCCAGCGAUGACUCCAAACGCUCCAAACAGCCUAAAACAAGCAAACAAGGGACAAACAAGGACAGGGACAUAGAGGAGCUUGGGAAGCGACUUCGUGUCCUGCCUCUGACUGAGAAGAACAUGCGAAUGUUUGAUCACGCACAGAAGAACCUAAUGCCCUCUGUAAUCCACCAGUUUGCCUGUGAGACAUGUGACCAGGUGUGGUGGCGACGAGUGCCCCAGAGAAAAAGGGUGUCUCGCUGCCGCCGAUGCAAAAAGAAAUAUGAUCCAGUGCCUCCUCACAAAAUGUGGGGCAUCGCAGAGUUCUUCUGUUUAAACUGCUCUCGGUCUUUCAAGGGGUUUGGCCGGAUGGACAUUGGCUCUCCCUGUUAUAUAUGCAGGUCCAUCAUACUGCCAACACAAAUCCUGCCUCCACGCAGAAACAUGAGAGACCAGGGGCCAAGAAGAAGACAACAGCACAGCUGCCUGGCAGAGGACUGCUACAACAGACAAGAACCCCAUGUGACCGGGACAGAAUGUGUCCACCCCCGUAGUAGGCAGAAGAACAAUAAGCCGCAGGUGGUGAACCCCAGCCUGCCCCACAUCAGCAGCGGCUCCACGGUCAACACCUGCCUGAGUCAGGGCAGCCUGCUAGAGCAGGUGUAUGAGCUCAUCCUGGACGACAUUGGCGAGGAAGAGAGUGGAGAGGAGUCGGACAGCAGCGGCAGCGGCCACACCGUGAGCAGCUGAACUCAGCGCAGCGGCGUGUUUACUCAGCUUCAGCAGACCAAAGCACUGAUUACACUGCAGUCAGUGGGAAUGCUUCAUGUCACAGGGCAAGGGUGUGUUCCAGCCUGAGGAAAACACCCAGCCUGCUUAGCCUAAACCACUGUGCUUUCAUGUUUAACUCUAUAAUUAUAAUAUAUUUGCACAGCACUUAUCAUCUUUAGCUCUGAUUUAUCUCCAGCAUAUUCUGGAAUUUCUGUAUUGUGUAAUAUUAUAACCUACUGUACUGAAGUCAGAGGCCACCCUUUAAAAAUCUCUAUUACAUUGGUAAGUUAUUAAACCUUUAAUUAAACCUGCAUAAACAUAAACAAAAAAUAUAUUUCUUACAACUGAUGUGUGUUGGAUUAAACCUAUAUACUAGUGCAUCUGAAAAAAUAGAUUAUCAUAAAAAAAUUUACUUUAUUUCAGUAAUUCAGUUCAAAAUGUGAAACUCAUGCAGUAAGUUUUUAUUUAUUUUAUUGUUAAUGAGUACGGCCUAGAAAAACCCAAAAAUCGAUGUCUCAGAAAAUUUGAAUGGCACUUUUGGCAGAGUGCACAGUAUGCCAAAUCCUGCUGGAAAAUGAAAUCCACGUCAGCAGAGGGAAGCAUGAAGUGCUGUAAGAUUUCUUGGUAAACACUGCACUUACUUUAGACUUGAUAAUAAAACACAGUGGAUCAACAUCAGCAGAUGACAUGUCUCUCCAAACCUCGUCCUCCAGACUUUGGUCCCUUUUUUUAAAAUUAAAUGCAAAAAUUAACUGAUGGUCAGUGAUGGUUUGGAGAGACAUGUCAUCUGUCAUUCAUUGAUUUGUUUGGGGCGACUUGGAUGUUGAGACUGAAUGUUUAGAGGUGUGGAAAUUAAAACCUUUGGUAUGAAACUUUUGGCAUUUCCACCGAAAAACAUUGAGAAGAUAAAUGUAUUUAAUUAAUUUACCUUGUUUCACAUGGAUAUUGGUUGUGAUCCAACAUCACACUUUGAUUUUAUAUUAAAUUUUGACAAGGGUGGCCUUUGACUUUUGCACAGCUGUGUAAUUCUGUACAAUUUUGCUUUGAUACUGUAAAUAAUUCAAAACACACUUAAACCAAUGUAUUGUACAAAUCCUUGUGGCUAAAUGCUGAAUGAGGCUGUUUGUCAGAAAGCAUCAUUUUUGUAAAGCUUCUUAUCAGGUAGCCAAACUGAUAUUCUCUGAUAUUCAUUUGAUAAUUCUGUUCUAUUAAUUGUGUUUAGCUGAAGUACUUUAAAUACUUGUGCUUUAAUGAUGUCAUAGAAGAACCACUUUUGUUUUCAGGCAGAAAGAACCAUGUUUUUCUGUCUCUGGGAUUCACAAACUCACAGACGCAUCAAAUCAAGUGUUUAGUGAUGUUUCUGUUAAUAUCUUUUUGAUAAUACAGUGCAGUUGAGCAACUCAUCUCAUGCUUCUUGCUCCGUUUAACUGGGGUGAUGUCGAUCAGCACGAGACAUCUGUGAGCUGAUGUAUCAGAACAGAGUCGCUGCGCUUUCCUCCGAGCUUUAGCGCUGUGAUUCUACAUGGCAAUGCUGCAUCAGCAGCAGUUCAAAAAGAGGCGGAGUCUGACUUCACAUGUAUCAGAGGAGGCAUGUGCAUGUGUCUUCACCCUCCUGGUGUUGGGGUAUCGCUAGUGAUAAGGGGAGUACUAAUGAGUGGGUUGGGUAAUUGGCCUUGUAAAAUGUGGAGAAAAUGGGAUAAAAAUUCUAAGAGAAAAAAAAAUCACAGAAACCUAGGAUGAAUUACUCAACCUAAGCCGAACAAAAUUCACAAAAUUGGCUUAAAUAGAAAAAAAAUAUACAAAAAACAGGACAAAAACAUUUUAAACACUUAAAAGGUUCCUCACACAUCAUUCAUCUUUUUUCUCCAAACAUGGUUCUCUCUUGGAUUGGACCAAAAGUGUCUCUUUAAUUACAUUGCUCAAAUAAUCACUUGUAGCAUAUUUACCAUAUUUUUCACACUAGCCAUGAACAUCUGUUUUCUGGUCUAUUUUCAUACAUAAAGCGCAUCAGAUUAUAAGAUCCAUUAAGCGCCAUGUUUUCCUUCUAAUUCAGAAGAUCUCGCUGCUGGAUGGUAGUGGGAGUAACUAAAAGCUAAGCUAAGUAAACAAAACUUAGCUUAGACUUCUUAAACAUUUUCUUUCAAGUCAAACAAGCACUGGAUUUGAAUCUACACAGAUUUCUCUCCUGAAAACUGUUUAUUUUGGUGAGUAAAGUGCUUUUGUUUAUUUACAGUAAGCUGCAGCAUUAGCAGCAUUAGCAUUAGCUGCGAACCGCAAGUGCUAGUAAAUGCUGACCAACAGCGCUACACUGAGGAACCCUGUGUGCUCAGGUAGGCCAGGGCGAUAUUAGCUAGCAGUUCGUCCCACGUAGCUUGUUUUAACAUGGUAAACGUUUUAACAGGCCAAAGUCCAAUAAUACACCUCUGAUCAACAAAAGAGUUAGAGCUUAGCAUGGUCUGCAGCUAAUGCUAAUGCUGCUCCAGCAGUGCUAGCCAGGGUUAGCAGCAGACUACAGGCUGAUAAUACUCACCUCUGAACGGUGAAAGAGCUAGAGCUUAGAGCGGUUAGCAGAUAAUGCUAAUACUGCUCCAGCAGUGCUAGCCAGGGUUAGCUGGAGCCUAAAGGCUGAUAAUACUCACCUCUGAAUGGUGGAAGAGCUACUAGCGCUUAGCGCCGUUAGCGGCUAAUGCUAAUACUGCUUUAGAACUAAACUGAAACUCCUGUUUCAUGCUGUACUUCAGGGGAGUGACUUUACUGCUUCUUAAUACCUGACUGUUAAAUUAGAUUAUAAGGCGCACUGAUGAUUUUUGGUAAAAUUAAAGUAUUUUAGGUGAGCCUUAUAGUGCGAAAAAUACUUACUUGCUUAAAAUAUUACUUAAAACAUCCUUACAUCCUACAUGAGAGUAAAAUUAGCAUUAAACUGUUUUAAUCUAACACUGUAGUUCAAUCAUAUUUCACUUAUAUAAUACAGGUGCUAAUUUGCUGUAUAUAAACCAGCAACAAUACAGAAAAAAGUUAUAAAAUAAGUUAUAAAAAAGCACUGAAAUUUGUUAUUUAUAUGUUUAACUCACGGGUUAAUUCUACUAUUAAUUCUCCCAAAUGUUGUGUGUGAUUGAUAUUAUUAGGGAAUUCCACUAUGAGGACUGUUCAGGGUGAAGUUUUGUAAUAGUCAGUCCCUUUUUUUGUAUCUUUUAUGCCAAACUGUUGCAUAACAAUCUAUCUGAAUACUGUGCAGGUUCUGCAGCUCAUGUUCCUGAGGUUCCAGAGGGAACAAUAUAUAAUAAACAGCUUUUCAUAUCAUUAUAUCAUACGAAGCACAAAGACUAUUAUUUGAGGAUGUUACGUAAACUGUACUGUUCAGGAUUUGCUAUAUUAAAUUACGAUGUUCUGCUGAA